GUCAGACUAGGCUAAACUAGACCCUAAUCACUAACACAAGCUGUGCGUUCACGCACAGAGCCCCGCUAUAAAAGCCAGAAUCCUCCAUCCGGGCUGGUGGAGUCAUGACGGAGAGCGGCGGGGCUCUGGAACGUCUGAGGAGGUGUUGCUUUCCCUGUACACCACACUCUCGGUUCUGGCCUCCAUCGUGCUGCACUCGAGACAAAGCCAUGACUGCCUUUAAGGGCAUCUGGACUAAGGAGUUCUGGCGCUGUGUGGGGGCCGAGUUCUUUGCCAUGCUGCUCUUCGUCCUGCUUGGGCUCGGCUCAACUGUCAGCUGGGGCUCUGUUAAGGAGAAUCCCCACCCCCCUGACCUUGUGCUCAUCUCUCUCUGCUUUGGCCUGACUAUUGCCACCAUGGUGCAGUGUUUCGGCCAUAUUAGCGGUGCUCAUAUCAACCCAGCAGUCACAGCAGCUAUGGUUGUGACCAGAAAGCUGAGCCUGGCUAAAGCAGUCUUUUACCUUCUGGCCCAGUGUGUAGGAGCCAUAGUUGGGGCUGCUAUACUCUAUGGCAUCACCCCAGCCUCUGUCAGGGGUGGCAUGGGAGUCACUGAGGUGAAUAAAAGUCUUUCUGUGGGCACUGCCCUGGUUGUAGAACUCUUCAUCACCUUUCAGCUGAUCUUCACCAUCUUUGCCACCUGUGACCACAAACGCAGUGAUCUCAACGGUUCAUCUUCUUUGGCUAUUGGCCUGUCCGUUUGUGUUGGUCACCUGUUUGCUAUUCCCUACACUGGAGCCAGCAUGAACCCUGCUCGAUCCUUCGGCCCGGCCGUGGUCACAUGGUCCUGGGAGAAUCACUGGGUGUACUGGGUGGGUCCAUCGAUGGGUGGGACUCUGGCUGCAGCCCUGUAUGAAUACUUGUUCUGCCCAGACCCAGAGUUGAAGAAACGUUUCUCUGAGACUUUCGUCAAGGCACCCUUCACUGCUACUAAACAACGGCAGGACUCAGGCACAGCCCAGGAGCCUCUCUUCACUGUCAUGGAUGUUGAAAGAGCUGAGAGGAGGGAAAGGGAGGUAUCUGAGGAGGUGUUGUCCUCUGUUUGACUAGAAAGGAAAGGAAGCACCGGUGCCCAGGCUGCUGCACAGCAGUCUGCUCUGAAGGAGACUAUCCUCCUGUAGACAGGCACAUUAAAAUGGUAACAGUUAUAGAAGGAAGACCGAACAUUUCAAGACGGGGGCCUUCUUCUUUGGCAACCAAAAAGAUCACAUUUGCAAAGUUUAAGCAAAGGGCUGCAAGGUUUUCAUAAAAAAUGAAGUAGAUAAAUAAAAAGAAACUGCUGAAAAGUGUGUGCUUGUGCUCAUGUAAUAUGUAUUUAGAGUUUCUUUUCAGGGGAAGUGUCACAUCUGAGGAAC
Archocentrus centrarchus (flier cichlid) is the source of this 1391-nucleotide messenger RNA. Its product is annotated as aquaporin-4-like. NCBI's taxonomy places the organism in Eukaryota, Metazoa, Chordata, Actinopteri, Cichliformes, Cichlidae. The record is from RefSeq and is a predicted model, not a curated record. Gene Ontology annotation, biological process: transmembrane transport; water transport. The transcript is spliced from 5 exons. Gene Ontology annotation, molecular function: water channel activity. Bases 105 to 1082 code for a protein of 325 amino acids. Gene Ontology annotation, cellular component: basolateral plasma membrane; plasma membrane.